AGGUUAUGCAAUCCCUCAUCAACAGCUAGCAUUAAAGAGGCUGAUUACAGCUUCUAAAGUCUUGCAUCUUGUUGGUGCCCGCAAUGCGGAUUCUCCCCGGUUUUCGAGGAGCACUUCUGUGCUUCUACGUGUCCUUAGUACUUGCUGCAGCCUUCUGCUAUGCCGAUGACAGUACAGCUGAGGUAGUUGGGAUAGGAGAAUGUGCAGAUUGUGCACAGAGUAACAUUAAGACCGUUCAUGCCUUCUCAGGGCUUAAAGUGACAAUUGAUUGCAAGCCUGAAAAUGGAGAGUUUAAGACAAGAGGGGUUGGCGAGCUUGACGAAGAGGGGAAGUUCAAAGUGUCUCUUCCAAAUGAUGUUGUGAAGGAUGGAAAAUUGAAGGAAGAAUGCUAUGCACAACUUCACAGUGCAUCAGCUGCACCAUGCCCAGCCCACAAUGGCCUAGAGUCCUCCAAGAUUGUCUUCAAGUCGAAAACUGAUGAGAAACACACAUUCGGGCUGGCAGGGAAACUGAAAUUUUCACCUGUUACUUGCACUUCUGCAUUCUUGUGGCCUCAUCCACCGAUAACUAAACCGCUUCCAUUGCCUACAUGGAAACUUCCACCAUUGAAAAACUUUCACCAUCCUUACCUAUUCCCACCUAAGGUCUAUCCUCCACUCCCACCAAAGGUCUUCCCUCCUCUCCCACCAAAGGUCUUCCCUCCAAUCUACAAGAAGCCACCUCUACCUCAUGUUCCAAUCUACAAGCCAAAGCCACCAAUCUUCAAGCCACCUCCAGUGCCAAUUUACAAGCCAAAACCAAAACCAAAACCACCAAUCUUCAAGCCUCUACCACCUCCUAUUCCCAUCUACAAGCCUUUACCACCUCCCGUUCCAAUUUAUAAGCCACUGCCUCCAAUCCCAAAGAUCCCUCCAUUUCAUAAGAAGCCAUGCCCUCCUCUUCCUAAGCUUCCUCCUUACCCCAAGAUUCCUCCAAAGUACUUCCACCACCCCAAGUUCGGAAAAUGGCCUCCCUUGCCACCACAUUCUCCCAUUCAUUAGGCUAUUCUGCAGCAUUCUUACAAGAUGCAAGUAGGAUUAAAUAUUACUUCUCAUAAUUAUUUAUGAUUGCUAGUGUGAAGUUCUCUAUGAUGUACUGCAAUAAAGCCUUCAAGAUAGGUUAAGGAACCAAAACAUGAGAUCAUGGAGAGGGAGGAGUGAGGAUUAGUAUUUAUUAAUUAUUACCUUUAUAAUUAUCAAUGAACUUAAAUUGAUUGUCUGUGUGAAUAA
This is a messenger RNA of Populus nigra (black poplar), 1268 nucleotides long. Its product is annotated as proline-rich protein 4-like. The transcript has 2 exons. The record is from RefSeq and is a predicted model, not a curated record. Lineage: Eukaryota; Viridiplantae; Streptophyta; Magnoliopsida; Malpighiales; Salicaceae. The coding region runs from base 84 to 1040 and encodes 318 amino acids.